AUGUCAAAAAAUUAUUACACAUUAGAAGAUUACAUAUUUUUUAAAAAUAUAUUCGAUACAACACAUGGAACUGAGGUAAAUACAGAUGACAUUAAUAUAUUUCUGAGUCCCCAAUAUAACAGACCUCUUGAUAAUGUUAUUCGUACUACAUUUAUUAAUAAUUGUAAGAGGAUAAAAAAAUAUUUUGAGUAUUUUAAAACAGAAGAUUCAUGUAAUAACUCAGAAUGCUGCAAUUUUAUUAACUAUUGGAUAAACAAAGAAAGUAGAGCAUUAAUGCACAAUGAUUUCAAUAAAAAGUUCUACAUAUUUCGAUAUUUCAUGGAAUAUGUUCAUUAUAAUAAUAAUGACGAUAAAUAUAAUAGAUGUAUAGACGACAUCAAAUAUAUGGAUAAUAAUUUAUAUAAUAAAGUUAAUAAAUUAUAUACUUUGUAUGAAGAUUAUGAUGGUCUUAUAUAUUCUAUUAUAAAAAAUUUUAUAGAUGAAACAUUAUGUGGUUACCUUAAUAAUUUGAUUAAAGAAUAUAAUGAAUUAAUACAGAAUUAUAAUGUAGAAUAUGAUACCUCUUUUGUUAAAGAGUUAAAUAACAUUAGAUGCUUAAUUGAAAAUAUUGAGUGGAAAUCCACUGAUAAUUGCAAGGAACUAUUACCAAGGUUAUCUCAAAAUCCAUAUGCUAAUGAAUAUGAAGAAACAUGUAAAUCUUUAAAAGAAGCUGGUUACAUACAAAGAUAUUCUAAGCGUUUAGAAGCAGAUUUUUUACUUCCUUCCCCUGCUACUAAUACUAGCAUAAAAACUAUAAUAAAAACAUUAUUUAUCAGUAUUAUUGUAGGAGUAAUUUUUUUGGGUCUCUAUAAGUUUACACAGUUCAGAAAGUAUUCAUACCCCAUUAUUCUAAGAAUGCGAAAGAUGUUAACGAAUACAAAUGAUGAAUCAUACGAGAAACAUAUUAGUGAAUAUGAUAAUAGUUCCAUGAAUUCAGAAGAAAAAAUGUAUAACAUUAUGUAUAUUUCUGGAAAGAAAUCCUAA
Molecule: messenger RNA, 1023 nt
Organism: Plasmodium gonderi
Lineage: Eukaryota; Apicomplexa; Aconoidasida; Haemosporida; Plasmodiidae
Product: variable surface protein
Exons: 3
Coding region: 1-1023 (340 amino acids)
Source: RefSeq, a predicted model, not a curated record